This is a messenger RNA of Neltuma alba, 357 nucleotides long. Its product is annotated as calcium-binding protein KRP1-like. The record is from RefSeq and is a predicted model, not a curated record. Lineage: Eukaryota; Viridiplantae; Streptophyta; Magnoliopsida; Fabales; Fabaceae. The transcript has a single exon. Gene Ontology annotation, molecular function: calcium ion binding. The coding region runs from base 1 to 357 and encodes 118 amino acids.
AUGGCAUCUCAAAACCCAGAAAUUAAUUUCCAGGAUUACUUGCCUAUUAUGGCCAACAAACGGGGUGGAGAUGGCUUGAUAGAAGAACUGUGUAAUGGGUUUAAUCUAUUAAUGGAUUCUGAUAAAGGGGUCAUCACUUUCGACAGCCUCAAGAGGAAUUCCGCUUUGCUGGGGCUACAGGAUUUUGCCGAUGAGGAUCUUCGCUCCAUGUUGAGAGAGGGUGAUUUUGACGGUGAUGGCGCCCUGAAUCAGUUAGAAUUCUGCGUUUUGAUGUUCAGAUUGAGUCCUGAGCUUAUGGAGGGAUCAAAAUUGUGGUUACAGGAAGUCCUUCAGCAAGAACUCAAAGAUUAUGUCUGA